Messenger RNA from Aethalodelphis obliquidens (Pacific white-sided dolphin), 426 nucleotides. RefSeq names its product triadin-like. Bases 4 to 426 code for a protein of 140 amino acids. The record is from RefSeq and is a predicted model, not a curated record. Lineage: Eukaryota; Metazoa; Chordata; Mammalia; Artiodactyla; Delphinidae. The transcript is spliced from 10 exons.
AAAAUGAAAACUGAGAAGGAAACUGCCAUGGAUGUAAAGAAAAAAGAUCCUGGCAAAGUCCCAGAAGCCAAACAAGGGACAAUAAAAGUUGCAGCACAAGCAACAACUAAAAAAGAUGAAAAGAAGGAAGAUUCCAAGAAAACAAGAACAACUGCAGAAGCAAAGCCACCAAAGAAGGAACAUUCAGCUCCAAGUGAAAAACAAGUUAAAGCAAAAACUGAACGAGCCAAAGAAGAGGUUGGUGCUGCCUCAACUAAAAAAGCUGUACCUGGAAAGAAGGAAGAGAAAACAACCAAGACAGUGGAGCAAGAAAUUAGAAAAGAAAAAUCCGGAAAGACGUCUUCAGUUCUGAAGGAUAAAGAGCCUAUUAAGGGAAAAGAAGUGAAGGUUCCAGCUUCCCUAAAGGAAAAAGGUAUUACUCUAUAA